Molecule: messenger RNA, 2919 nt
Organism: Phaedon cochleariae (mustard beetle)
Lineage: Eukaryota; Metazoa; Arthropoda; Insecta; Coleoptera; Chrysomelidae
Source: the annotation of a GenBank genome assembly
AUGCAGAACGUUACGAAAAUCUCGAAAAGAAAACAGGCCUUUAUAGUGAGCAAGUUAACAAGCAACUUCUCAAUAACUACCAAAAAUGGAAACUGCAAUACAACCGUCACAUCCAAGUCAUUUCUGAACUGUAUGUCCACCAAAUGUACCGAAAAGAACCCAGUACAAAAAUCUUGCUCACAGCAACGAGAAUCAAGCACUCGUGCAUUUCUAUCUACCGCUGGCUCACAAGGAAGAGCUUGCGAUGAAAAAACCAUAGAAAAACAUUUAGCUGUCCAAGCAAUGAUAAGAGGCUACCAGGUUCGUGGACAUUACCUUGCCCAAGUGGACCCUCUCGGUAUAUCAGAUCAAGUGAGCGAUUCAGAUAGAGCCGGCAGCCCCCCCAAAAUCAUCUUAGAACACCACAAGCUGCAAGAAAGCGACAUGGAUACGGAGUUCAAACUGCCACCGACUACUUCUAUAGGCGGCAAAGACACCGCCUUACCUUUAAGAGAAAUAAUUCGGCGAUUGGAACAAACCUACUGCAAACACAUCGGUUUGGAAUAUAUGUUCAUCAAUAGCGUUGAGAAGUGCGAUUGGCUGAGACAAAAAUUCGAAACCCCGAGCGCAACGGACAUCAGCGCGGAUGAGAAGAGACUGACUCUUGCCAGACUAACCAGAGCUACCCAGCUGGAAAAGUUCAUGGGGCAGAAAUAUCCGAACGAAAAACGCUUCGGGAUCGAUGGUUUGGAAAUGCUCAUACCCUCCAUGAAAACGAUAAUAGAUAAGUCUACCGAACACGGCGUAGACAGCGUUAUAAUCUCGAUGGCGCACCGUGGUCGCCUCAACGUCUUGGCCAACGUAUGCCGCAAACCUCUACAUCACAUUUUCACGCAAUUCUACGGAUUGGAAGCCGCCGAUUUGGGCUCAGGCGAUGUCAAAUACCAUCUGGGCACCAGCAUCGAUAGACUCAAUCGGGUAACGAACAAACACAUCAGAAUAGCACUGCUGGCCAAUCCUUCUCACCUCGAAGUAGUAGCGCCCAUCGGCCAAGGCAAAGCUAGAGCCGAACAGUUCUUCAAGGGAGACAAAGAGGGUAAGACGGUUUUAUCCAUCAUACUGCACGGUGAUGCCUCGAUGUGCGGCCAAGGGGUUGUAUUCGAAACGUUACAGCUUACGGAUUUGCCUGCUUAUACCACUCACGGAGAAAUCCACAUUAUCGUAAACAACCAAGUUGGUUUCACGACUGACCCUCGUUUCGCAAAAUCUUCUCGUUAUUGCUCCGAUGUCGGCAAAGUAGUGCAUGCUCCGAUCAUUCAUGUGAAUGCUGACGAGCCAGACAGUGUGAUCCACGUUAGUAAAGUUGCUGCGGAAUGGAGAGCUAAAUUCGCGAAGAGCGUUGUAAUAGACUUGGUUGGAUACCGAAGAUUCGGACACAAUGAGGUGGACCAACCAAUGUUCACUCAGCCUUUGAUGUAUCAAAAGAUUAAUACAAUGAAGAAUUGCAUGGAUAAAUACUCAGAACAACUAAUCAAAGAACGCAUUGUUACCAAAGAAGAAGUGAACGAUGUUCAGAGCAAGUACGAAAAAAUAUGUCUAGACGAGUUUGCCAUCGCAAGUAAACUAACUCAGAUAAAGAACCAAUGGUGGUUAGAUAGUCCUUGGAAAGGAUUCUUCAAAGGUAAAGAUCUACCAGCCGAUUGCAAAACUGGUGUCAAAGAAGAAACUUUAAUCCAUAUUGGCAAGCAUUUUUCUUCGCCUCCCAAAGACACCAAGUUUAUUAUCCACGAAGGACUCCUACGUGUUCUGAAAGCUAGAAUGCAUCUACUAGAAGAAAAGAAGGUGGACUGGGCUACAGCCGAGGCUAUGGCUUUUGGAUCUUUGCUCAAAGAUGGCAUCCACGUCAGGCUCUCCGGAGAAGAUGUCGAGAGGGGAACGUUUUCGCAACGGCACCACGUUCUUCAUCAUCAAAAAAUCGAUAAAGCUACUUAUCGCCCUUUGGACAAUCUAUAUCCCGACCAAGCACCUUACACGGUGUGCAACAGUAGCCUCAGUGAAUACGCUAUACUGGGUUUCGAACACGGCUAUUCCUUGGCGAACCCAAACUGUCUGGUUCUUUGGGAGGCAGAAUUCGGGGACUUCUCCAAUGUAGCACAAUGCGUUAUCGACCAAUACAUUUCGGCUGGAGAAAUAAAAUGGAUACGUCAGUCUGGACUGGUGAUGCUUUUGCCACACGGAAUGGAAGGUCAAGGGCCGGAGCAUUCGAGCGCUCGUUUGGAAAGGUUCCUUACGAUGGCUGCGGAAGAUCCUGACACUUUACCACCUGAUGGUGAAGACGUAGCUAUGCGCCAGCUUCACGACACCAACUGGAUCGUUGCCAACCUAACAUCACCUGCCAACUAUUUUCACAUCCUACGGAGACAAAUAGCUCUUCCUUUCAGAAAACCACUGAUCAUAAUGUCAGCUAAAGGACUUUUGAGACUCCCUGAAGCAAGAAGUUCAAUUAGCGACAUGACUGAAGGCACCGAGUUUCAGCGCAUCAUACCAGAACAGGGACCGGCAUUCCAAAAACCAGAGAAGGUUGAAAGGUUGAUUUUUUGCAGUGGAAGGGUGUUUUAUGAUGUUGCGAAAGCUAUAAAGGAGAAAAAGUUGAAUUCGAGAAUCGCUUUGACCCGAAUCGAGCAACUAGCACCAUUUCCGUUCGAUUUAGUUAAAAAAGAGUGUGAAAAAUAUGGCAAAGCUCAGAUUGUUUGGGUACAGGAAGAGCACAAAAACCAAGGUGGUUGGAGUUUUGUGGAACCAAGAUUAGAAACUAUUCUGGGUUCCAGCAGAGGAGUGUCUUAUGUAGGAAGACCUGUAUCUGCAAGUCCGGCAACAGGAAAUAAGCAGCAGUAUCUGAAGGAGCUUGCCAAUUUCCUACAAGAAGCUACUGCAUUCUAA